Messenger RNA from Stereum hirsutum FP-91666 SS1, 1353 nucleotides. RefSeq lists its product as uncharacterized. Lineage: Eukaryota; Fungi; Basidiomycota; Agaricomycetes; Russulales; Stereaceae. The record is from RefSeq and is a predicted model, not a curated record. The transcript is spliced from 4 exons. Bases 1 to 1353 code for a protein of 450 amino acids.
AUGACACCGAGCAACUCCUUCUCGCCCAACAGCACCCUCGUACAAUCAUCCACCACCAAAUCGCCCCACAAGCACUCUGAAACCAUAUAUUCAAUGGCCUCUUACCAAUCGUUGUCCCUCGACUCGAAAGUCCAAGGUGCCUACGGGCACGAUAAUCUCAUGGGCCUCCAAAUACCCAAUGGGCCAAGGUACCUCAACGACGACCAUCGCACAACGAGUGCCUACUCCUCAUCGUCGAUGCUUGAGUUUGGAUCGUGGGGAGAAAACACCGUCGACAAGGCUUUCAAUCCUCGCAGCCUUACGUCCAACUCAAGCCCCGGUGACUUCAACUCCUUGACACAAGAGAGGCACCAGCAGGGAAAGUCUCGCCAGCCUGUGGCGAUGUCAUCCAAGCCACUGCCAAUCGUGCAAUCGGGGGGGAUGUACGGCAUCCAAGGCGCGUCGUCGUCGUCGUCGCGCGAGUGGACGGAGUAUGAUCCCAUGAUUUCGAUGGGGCCUGGUAGCACGGGGACGAGUGUCUCAUCCGACGACUCCAACAGUGGCCGCGUAGCCAGGCAUUCGACGGCGAUGGGCGACGACACCCUCAAUGUUGUCUCUAAUAUGGCAGUCACCCAAAGCCACCCCCAGAUGCCUCGCGCUCUCCCUGCUGGAAGUGCGCAAGCGGCACAGGCGCAGAGUGCUUCAGCGCCAGUUCCACCGUUGCCGACGGCCGACCAGCCCACUAUUGAGACGAAGCCUGCUCCGAAAGUAAAAACCACUUCGAAGAACAAAGCCGCUCUAAAGGAGAAAACCGCUCCGAGGAGGAAAGCCGAUCCAAAGGACAAACCCGUCCCGAAGGACAAACCCGCUCCAAGGAAGGAACGCGCACCCAGGAGCACUCCCCUACAUGCUGGAAGACAUACGAAAACGGUCAAGGAGACCGGAUUUAUCGUUGAAUAUUCCCCACCUCCCGAGAUUGUCGUCGCACCCCCGCAAGCCGUCCUGCCUUCCCAGAUGCCAGUUCGCCGAUGGGUGGACUCCCAGGUCAAACAGGGAAGGCCUGUCAAGGUGCCCUUGCCGAAAGUCGAAUACGGGCAGCAAUUGGAGGAGUGGGACAUAGGCUCACCCGUGGAGCAAGGGACGGGGGAACGCGGAGAAGGGAACGCGGCGGCGGAUACGAAGGGGGCGACUUCAUCUGCGUCCUCGGGCGGGAAGAGGAAGAGGGGGAGGAACGAGGUGGAGGAUGGGGAGGAAGACAACGUUGGACCGAAGGGGAAGAAGAGGCGGUCGAACGCACCACGAGGGGGGACGGCUGGAAGAAAAGUGGCCGCUGCGGCGGUACACCAACCAGAGCCAAAGCCCCUCAACAAUUAA